This is a messenger RNA of Rubroshorea leprosula, 1323 nucleotides long. The record is from the annotation of a GenBank genome assembly. NCBI's taxonomy places the organism in Eukaryota, Viridiplantae, Streptophyta, Magnoliopsida, Malvales, Dipterocarpaceae.
CGCUUGAAAGUUGAAAUCGUCUAGGGUUUCUCGCAAAAUCCGAACACGCAUAAUUCGUCGCGACGCACCACCGGCACCGAGGCAAGCCAAAGGUUAAUUGAGGGUUCUUUGUGUGUCUAAGCAAUGGCAGGGAAGGAAGAUUACAGAAUUUUUGUGGGAGGGUUGCCAUGGGACAUCACUGAAAGACAGCUCGAGGAUGCCUUCAUUCGCUUCGGCAAAAUUUUCGAGUCUCAGAUCAUGUUGGAGAGAGAUACAGGCCGUCCACGUGGCUUUGGCUUUAUUACUUUUGCGGAUCGCCGAGCCAUGGAUGAUGCUAUAAGAGAAAUGCAUGGCCGGGAGUUAGGAGACCGUAUCAUCUCUGUGAACAAGGCCCAACCAAAAAUGGGGGGAGAGGAUGCUGACCAUGGCUAUAGGGGUGGCUACUCAUCGAGUGGCAGGGGAAGCUAUGGAGCUGGAGACAAGCCUGUAGCACAAGAUGAGUGCUUCAAGUGUGGGCGUUUUGGGCACUGGGCUAGGGAUUGCCCUUCUGCUGGUGGUGGCCAAGGUAGCAUGUUAUCUUCACGCUCUAAAUAUGGAGGUCCAGAUGACCAUGGAGAUCGCUUUAGAGACCGUGAUCGCUACAUUGAUGACCGUUAUGAUGGUGGACGAUAUGGAGAUAAGGGGCGUUUUGACAGCAGAGGUGACAAAUAUGGUGGUAGUCGGGAUCGAUAUGUUUCUGACAGGUAUCCACCAGGUGGAGAUCGGUUUGGUGACAGAUAUGGCAGUUCUGAUCGCUUCCCUCAAAAUGGAUAUGGCAAAGAUAGAGGCUAUGACAGGGACAUUGGUUCAAGAGGAAGCAAUAGGUAUGCAACCGGAGGGCCACCACGGGAUGAAGGAAGAGGCUACAGAAACAGGCCUGCUCCUUAUGAUCGUCCACCCAGAGCGCUGCGCCCUUCUUCCUUUGACCGAUACUAAAAGCUUGUUAGUUGUCAGUAAGUCUAUAAAAUUGGUUUGUUAGUUGUCAGUAUGUCCGUGAAACUUGUUGGUCUAAAUGGGAUGCUAGGUGUUCUAUUUUUUCUACCAAUUAGAAUGGUCGAGUUUGUUGCUGACAGUAAGUCUUACGCAUGCUAUCUUGAAAAAUCAUGUUUCCUAGUUUACCGAUUCAAAUCCUUAAUCACCGCUUUCAUGGGUUGACAAAUGAAUGCAACUCAAGUGAUUAAUAAUGUUGCCCAUUUCUUACUAUCAGAAGUAAGUCUUUCUUGAAGAUUGCUUGAUUGAUGGGUAAACGGAUCAAGGCAAUAGUCCAGGGUGGUUGUAAUGGAGAAAUAGAGAACCUAGAGUGAU